UGUGUGUGUGUGUGUGUGUGUGUGUGUGCGUGCGUGCGUGCGUGUGCCUUGCCUUUGUGCUUGAGAGAGUGAAAUUGUAUUGGGGAGUCGAACUGUAGUAACAGCAGCUCAUUUUCCUGUGCUUGCAUUUGUUAUUUCACCUCGCCUCUCUUUUCCCCCUGUGCAAUGGAUGGGUAUUGGGCAUCUGGAGAGCCUCCUGUUUCCUCCUCUUCAUUUUGCCAUACUACAAUGAGCAGUUCCACUCCAUCCACAGCUAAUGGCAACGACAGUAAAACCUAUAAAGGAGACCGAUCUCCCUGUGGCCCCUCCCGCGUCCUCCACGUCCGCAAAGUUCCCAUUGAAGUGUCAGAGGCAGAGGUCAUCUCACUAGGAGUCCCUUUCGGCAAAGUCACCAACCUGUUGAUGCUCAAAGGGAAAAAUCAAGCUUUUAUAGAAAUGGCUUCUGAGGAAGCAGCCAUCACCAUGGUCAAUUACUACACCGCAGCCACGCCUCACGUCCGCAACCAGCCCGUCUACAUCCAGUAUUCCAAUCAUCGUGAGCUCAAGACUGACAACCUGCCCAACCAGGGGAGAGCUCAGGCUGCUCUUCAGGCUGUCAAUGCAGUGCAUUCUGGGAAUAUGAGUCUGUCUGGGUCUGCGACGGCCAGUGAUGGUGGCAUGAUGCAUGGACAGAGCGCUGUGCUUCGCCUCAUAGUAGAGAAUCUCUACUACCCAGUGUCUCUAGAAGUGCUACACCAGAUCUUCUCAAAAUUUGGAACAGUCCUGAAGAUCAUUACAUUCACCAAGAACAACCAGUUUCAGGCUUUGCUACAAUAUGCAGACCCAAUGAACGCGCAUCAUGCCAAAGUGGCUUUGGAUGGGCAGAACAUCUACAAUGGCUGCUGCACUCUGCGUGUGGAAUUCUCCAAGCUGACCAGUCUGAAUGUGAAAUACAACAACGACAAGAGCAGGGAUUUCACACGCCUAGACCUACCCUCAGGAGACGGGCAACCUACGCUGGACCCCACCAUGCAGACCGCUUUUGCUUUUAAACCUCCAGAAUUCCCCAUAGACUUCCAUUGGGCUCCUGGGAUAAUUUCCUCGCCAUACCCCGGGGCGGCUGGUUUCGCCCCUGCUAUCGGUUUCCCUCAGGCAGUGACCCUCUUCCCCUCUUCGCACUGGUCAGGUCUGUCUAUGCAGACGAUGCCUGGUGCUCUGGGGCCCCUCACCAUCCCCUCAUCAGCAAUGACUGGACGGAUGGCCAGUUAUGGAAUGGCCCCCACCAUCAUCCACUCUGUGCUCCUUGUCUCCAACCUUAACCCCGAUACUAUAUCACCGCACGGGCUCUUCAUUUUAUUUGGAGUCUACGGUGAUGUCCACAGAGUUAAGAUUCUGUUCAACAAGAAAGAGAAUGCCUUAAUACAAAUGGCAGACGCAACACAAGCCCAGCUCGCGAUGAGUCAUCUGAACGGACAGCGUUUGUACGGUAAAGUGAUCCGCGUGACCAUCUCGAAGCACCAGACGGUGCAGCUCCCUAGAGAGGGUCAGGAGGACCAGGGCUUGACCAAAGACUUCAGUGGGAGUCCUCUGCACCGCUUCAAGAAGCCCGGCUCCAAAAACUUCCAAAACAUCUUCCCCCCCUCAGCCACCCUGCACCUCUCAAAUAUCCCUCCUUCUACCACGGAAGACUUUCUGAAAGACCUGUUUGCUGUUUCUGGAUACACGGUCAAGGCCUUCAAGUUUUUCCAGAAGGACCGCAAGAUGGCACUGAUCCAACUGGGUUCGGUGGAAGAAGCCAUCCAGGCUCUCAUUGACCUCCACAACCAUGACCUGGGAGAGAACCACCACCUGCGAGUGUCCUUCUCUAAAUCCACCAUCUAGCAUCCCCUUCACUACAAACCCUUUCCCCAUCCUCCCCAAUCCAGCCCUUCUACCUUCUACUAGCAGUCUGACUGUUUCCAUCAGAGAAACGAAGACUGACUGACGAACUAUUGAAAAACAUUACAAAUAUUCAUGGGGUAGUUUUAGAGAUUUUCAAGAAAAUAAAAAAAAAUCGAAGAAAAAAAGAAAUAAGAGACUACUGCUGAACCUUUAGAUGGACUUGAGAGUGAAUUUGUGUUACUCUCAAGCAACCAGGGCUGGAGAUACAUGGAAUAUCCAUGACAAUGUGACGUUUUUGGGAGCUUACGCAUUGAUGAAGUAGCACUGCCUCUAUAGUCUUUUGCAGGUCACCAGCUUAAGGACAUUUGUUGGCGUAUUAUGACAAACCGACACAAGGAACAUUCUCAGAAAUUGAAAGUCAAGGCUCGAGAAGAUUCUUCUUUCUUGACUUGCCGAAAGCAUUGGAGACUGACACUUCUGUAGCCCAAUGGCCUUGUUACACCUGACCUAGGUGAGGGCGGAGUCUCUUCCUCUGUGCCUCCUCCCCAAAACCUGACACCUUCACACUCAGUGGUGGUUUCAAUGGAGCAGCCCACUUUGCAUUUCCUGUGGGAUAUGUUGGAUGCACGGUCACUGUUUGAAUGUCGCUGAUGUCAUUACAAGGUGCUGCUGGAAUACAAAUACAUCUGUAGCGACGGCCCCCAACCAGUGGGCUUGCCCUUUCCUCUGAGUAGCAUUAAAAUAAGAGUGCUGUGGAUUCACGAAUGAGUUCAUUUGAAAUUCAAACGUAGCUGCCUCAGCUUACGAACCUUUUGUUGUUUCAUUGGCACUUUGGUUGAUUUGAAAGACAGGCACUGCAGGGGAAUGUUGUUUUGGAUCCUCAUAUCUGUUUAAUGUGCAAAGACGUAUAGCCAGACGGUAGGCGUUUGUGAAUAGAUAGUGAAUGGCAUUUUUUCUUUCUUGUAUAAUGGAAGUUUUAUAUUGGACAGACCGGCCUGUUGGCUUCCGGCACCUGCAACGCUGUCAGAUUGCAUCUGCGCACAACUGGUGUGUGAUGUCAACUGUGAGUCCAGUCAAUCAGGUUCCUCAAUGGAGAAACCAUGUAAACGCACGAUCAUUCCGGAAAAAUUACGGCCAGCUGUCAAUCUUACUGGAACACUCCAAUUAGCCAUGCCCAGCCUGAUGGGAGGCCCCACCUCCUCUCAAAUUAAAUUAUCUGAAUGUCAGUGGUGUAAGCAUGUAAUCUAGAUGGGAAAUUGAUUAUUCCUCCAUUCUGUUGCCCCCUUCCCCUUAGUUGAGCCUUUUUCUUUCUUUUUUCUUGUUUUUCAUCUUUCCACAAGGAGCUGAUUAUCUUUUUUGCAUUCUAUCAUUCCUCUGCUCUGUCCACAGGUGUGAGCGUUUGCAGCAAUGGGCUUGGUAGAAAGUCAUGGAGCCCAUUGAAUCACAGCAAAAAAAGAAGGUGGAUGUUUCUUUUGCCUUGCAGUCCCAUAAUGCCUCUACAUCUGAGCAAAUCAAAUAUGAAAUGAAAGAGUAAGACUGGAUGACAGAGAGAUCAUACAUGAGCUCUGUUCCAAAACCUAAUGUACUGCUAUAUAAUCGAAUGCUUUCUAAGGCAGUAUCCUAACUGAAAUGGGACCUCAUGGGGGCCAUUCAAACAGUACAUGUUCUUGUAUUUCGUCUGCGCUAAUCGUUUAAUUGUUUGUCUAUGCGUGUCAAAUUGACUUUGUAAAAGUCCAGUGUUUUGCUCCAUUCUGUUGUGCUCUGCUAAGCUGUUUUGAGCGAAACACGAUUGAUUCCAAUUGAGUUUGAUGUUGGCAUGUUGCUAAGCUAAAAGCACCAUACUCAAAAAUAUAAGCAGAAAUAUUAGGGCUGUCGAUUUAGUGCAUUAAUUUAGUACAAUUCAUUAUAUAAAUUUUUUUUUACACAAUUAAUCAUGCCCCCUGACACUCACUUAAAUUCUAUACAGAUUUUUCUACCAUCAUAGCAAUUCAAGUUUGAUGUACAGGUUUUUAUGAGCUGUGUCAGCAGGGGUCAGUCAGCGCACCUCAACAAACCUCAAGCAACGCAGCCACAGAAUGAGAGCUGGAAAAAGCACAACAGAAUACACGGAUCUCGCAAUUUCAACUGCUUUUAACCUGAUACAGCAUUGUAAAAAUGUGGCGUUAGUGACAUUGAAACCAGUGAUACUUCAAAAGCAUCCAUCUGACGUAUAUGUACACAGAUGGACAGUUGAAAAGCACAAACGUAACUUAAGAAUGCAUCCUUUGAGAACAGGACAGAUUGACGAACUCAGUUGCUAAAUGGAUUGCUGUCGACUGUAGGCUUGUUCAAUGGUAAAAAAACAAAAAACAUAUUGACUUCUAAACCCACAUUUUGCAUUGUCUAAUAAAAACAAUUUCUUGUCUGCCACAAUAAUAUAAUAUAUUUCAAUCUGAAUAUUUAAAUAUAUUAUAUAUAUUAUAUUUAUUAUUAUUUGAAUUAUUAUGAUUUAUCUUUAUUUGGGGGCCUUUCUCAGCAAAUUAAUUUAAUUCAUAAUUCGACUAGUAAUUAAAUCGAUAAAAAUUUUUUGAUUGAAAGCCCUAAUAAAUAUAAAUAGCGCACACACACAAAUAUUGGCUAAAAUAGUCGUUUUUAAAAUUGAACUGUUUUAUUGUUAUUUUUCAUUAUUGAAUAAAAUAAGUAAAUUAAAAUGACCUUGUCGCAAUGCAGCGCAAAGGAUGCUGCCUUAGGUUACGUCCACACCAAUCCGUUUAAAGUUGAAAACUCUGUUUUCAGUUUCUUAAUGUCAUAGGAAAAUAAAGUAUGCGGUUAUGGAGAGCAUUUUCAAAAUGCUCCAUUUUCGGUGGAGAAAAACACCGUCCUAGUGUGAAUGAGAGGCGUAAACAUAACGAAAUGAAUGCAUUUUCAAAUGAAAGUGUGUUAGUGUGGACGUGUCCUUAGAAUUUGGCCAAAACUAGGUAUCUUAGAAGGCAACGUAAUGUUGCUGUCUACCUUUUGGAUCCGCCUUCACGUCGGGAGCACACCUGUGAUGCCUUAAAAAGCUGGGCAGCUCACUAGGUUUUAGAACAGAGCCAUGGUGUGCACAUACAGAAGCUAAGCAGUCUUAGCAAUUACAUUGUGUAUUUCUGCAUUUGUUUGUGUGUGUGUGCAGUAUUAGUAUACUAUUAGUGGCUGCACCAGGUAUAGUAUACAUGAGUAUAUGAGUCUCCCUAUUGCAUACAAGCGAGGUGCUCUCUCAUUUUGCAAAGAUCUGGCCUUAACAUUCCAAGCAGAGUCGCAGUCGACCCAUUGAGUAGCAUCUAAAGGGAGCCGUUUCUGUGCCUGUGUGCUCAAUCCUCACUUAUCAAAAAAUUAUCAUGUAAAUGCAAGGCAAGGGACACCCUCUGUUUUUUUUUUUGUUUUUUGUUUUUUUGACUGAUUCACCUGAAGCGAUUUGAAACUUCGCUUUCAAUUCUCAAAGGAAAUUGAAUUUUGUUGAAGUUUACAGUCUUAAAGCAAAACUAUUCAGGUCUAUAUAACUUAAGGAUUGUCAUGACUUUUUGAAAAAAAAAAAAGAAGUUACUUAUUUUUGGUAAUUUGUUCUUUUUUACGGAACAGGAAAAAAAUUAAAUUUGAAACCUCAUCGGGUUUUUGUACCACUAUAAUCAUUCAAGAAAUCAUGGUGUGAAAAAAAAUCAUAUUUACUGUGUAUUUUCCUAAUUUUCUUAUUACGUGCCUUAUUAUGUGUUCAUAAUCAAAUAGGUUUUAGAAAUGUUACCUAAAAUAUCUUAUAUACUAUUUUGUGGGAUUGGUGAGAGGGUUUAUUUGAUUUUUAUUUGAUUUGAUUUUUUGUUGUGUAGCUCUUCUAGAUGUGUAUUUUUAUGGGGACUCAGUACCAUGUGGUCGUAAUAUGAUAUAAGAUGUAAGUUAUGAUGUAUGGUGCUGUGAAUGCUCUUAUUAGAAAAAUGAACGGUGAACUCUACAAUGUUCAGAGCAUGCUGUGGGUCUCUCCUCUCCCUUGUAGUUGUGUUUGUGUGUGUGUGUGUGUGUGUACAUACAGUAUGUGUGCUUGACCUGCGUACCAUUGUUACAUAUGGUGUUUCUAGGCUGAAAAAGUUGUUCCUCCAACUCUGGCAUAUAUUUCUAGUGAUCAAAGAUAAUGGAGGUUUGCUGUAGACAAUUUUUUUAUGAUAGAAGAGUGUGAAUUUAUGAAAACACUGUCAUGAGCACAUUGGUAUAGUUUUCGUUUAUAUAAUGUAUUAUAUCACCUAUAACUUCCCCUUUAAUGCUUCAGCUUUUAAAUCCAUUGUAAGACAUCUUCGAUAAUCUUAUUUCUGUUUUUUAAUUAACUUAAGUGUACACUCCCAGUAAGUGCAGCCUGAAUUCUACAUAACAGCUAUCCAAUCCCUUUUAAUUGAAUGUGUAAUCCUCAAAUGUGCUGGACUACUUGAAACUGAGAAAGUAGUUAUUUAUUGCUUGUUUUCUUUAUGCUUAUCAGAAAUUUGCAUGUGUUAUUAGUGUGUACACUGUCCCGACAGAGUAUUUGGAAUCUUAAGCCAUAUACAUAGAACAAUCACAAAAUUUGAAUCUGAAAUUUGUUCAUUUGAAAUCUAUACGUGACAUUAAGAAAAAGUUUUUUUUGUGGCACAUUUUAUAAAUUAGUUUUUUUUAAAUAGUAUUACAGGUUAAAAUUUUCAGAUUAAGAAGAAAUUCAGAACUCCAAAUACAAAUGUCUCACAUUCAGUUCUCAGUAAUUCAGAUCAUAAACAAACUAGGCCAAGCAAAGCUGGGUUAUUUACUUGGACCAGCCAGUGGUCAGCACGGCGCUGACCAAACAGACCCGAACCUAAUUUUCUUCUUAAUCGGAAAAUUUGAACGUGCAAUUUAAUAAUCUGACUUUUUACAACGAAUUCCUUCCCUAAAAUAUUCAAAACUAAAAGUCUGCUCUUUAAAUAUAAAAAUCACAUAUAAUCGCAAUGAUUUUGCUGACAAUAUAAAAUUAAGCAAUAUCAGGGCUGCACAAUGAAUCAAAAUAACGUCAGAAUCGCGAUAUAGUCAUGUAAAUAUUAAACCGCAAAAGGCUGUGAUUGUAUUACAUUUGCAUUUCAGAAAGAACAGGUGACGCUCUGUGAUUCGUUGUUUUCACCACUCUCAGAGUGGUUUGUGUGCAUUUAUUAGCAAAGCACUGCAGGUUUACACAUUUGCGUAAUUCCAAACAUUUGUAACCGAUACAAUUUAUAAUACAAAUCUAAAAAUGUGACACAGUAUCACAAAAAGUAGAUGACAGCGUUUCACCAGAUUUGGAAUGAGGAACAUUAAACUGUCAAAUACGCAUGGCACUUUCCAAACUAAAAGCUCCAGGUAAAAUAAAUAUGACAAAUAGAUUACUAUAGUAUAAAACAAAUCUAAUCCUUAAAAUAAUCAUAAUAAUUAUUCAGUGUUAUAUUAUAAUUAUAAAUUUGACUGGGUCCCACAAUAAUAAUUCAGUAUUGUAUAAUAUUCAACUUUCAAAAGUGAGUUAAAUAGAAGUAAUUGCACACCCUGUUCAUUAAAAAAAGAACUUUUUGUAAAAAUAUAUGAAGGCAAAACAUAUUUUUUAUUAGGCUACUAUGUAUCAUUGUAUAUGGGUGCAUUUAAUUGAAAAUGAUUAUGUAUUUUAUAUUUAUUUAGUGAAAAAAAGAUUUUUAAUCAAACAUUAAACAUUUUGAAUAUAUUAUCAAUUGGCUAAAAAAUAUCGCGAUAUAUGUCGGCCAGCCUUUUAUGCUACAGAAAAUCUUCGGUUUUGUUAACUGUCUAGAUUCAAAUGAACAAAUUUUAGAUUCAGAUACUUUAGUCAUUGUUUUAGUUCCAUAGCAGGACCAGCUAUUUACUAUUGAUACAAAAAAUAUAAAAAUAAAAAUAAAAUUUAAUACAUAUUUUUGCUUAAUAUAAUAUAAAUUGACCCCAUAAAGCAAAAUGUUUGCAGAAGAGUCCAUGGAGACCCAGAAGCCCACAGCAUCCACUCUGAGUGUUCAGGUCUGCCUUCCAUUUAAGUAAUGAGUGAUGCUGUUGUCUGAGACUUGCACCUGUGUGUGUUUGGAGUUGAAUCUUAUUUACUGUAUCUUAUAUUCGAUUCAUUUUAGGGGUUUUGUUCUUGCUUUGUUGUGAUACCCGUUUUUUUCUUCCCUUAUUUGGGUUGUUAUUCUUUUAUUAAGAGUGUGGAAACUGGUUCAAGAUUGUUGUCUUUCACUUUGCCUCUUCUCAACAGCAGUUUUGAGUCUGUAGUAUACAAGUAUCCACGGAUUUAUGCGAAUGGCAGCGCAAAAUGGAGAAAUGUUCUCCGAUUACUAAAAUUCAGAUCCAUUGGAAGCAUUUAGAAGUUUAAAUGUAUGCAGCCGUGUAGCAGAACAUGGGUUAGAGCGGGCCAAAAUCUGCGUCCGGCUGAGAUGCUUUUUUAUUUAUAAACAGGAGAAAAGCCAGACUCCAUUAUUGUGUCACAGAAGUCACAAGACACCUCAUAACCGUCAUUUUCCAAAAUAUUUUCCAAACAUGUCUUGACUCAGGCAACAACGUUUCGCUGUGUUGUAAGACACAUUUUAUUGUCAAUAUCCGCGGUCACUCAAACGGUUACUCACGCGUACGGAUUUUCCAGGUUUUUUACUGAAAAAGUCACAAAUAAUGCAGGACCAAAGUUUAUGUGCCUUUCAUCUAGCUUAUUUGUAACUUAUUUCCUUGCUGUAUGUCAGAAACCAACAAACUUCUUGUAUUUUACACUCUUGAUCAUUGUUACAAGCCUGUUUUUCGCUGAGAAAUACAUGUCCCGCCGUCUGUUCUUGGUUUGUUUCCCUCAAAACUCAAAAGGUCAAGCCAUAUGCUUUCCCCACAAACUAGGCUCAUUUGCAAAACUGAAUGUGUUACCAGGCCCUUAUCAAUUCAUUUGAACAGCCUUACUCGCAUUAACAGCUUCUUAUAGUCGCGAUGAUUCUCGUUAAUUGUAGAUAUCACUUAUCUGGACAAAAAGGGGGGAAUUCACUGAAUGUUUUGCGCCCAUUGCUAACGUUCUCUAUUUGCCAGCCUGAUCUCAUUAAAAUUAUGUGACUGUGGCAAAAUUUUUGCAAAAUGAUAUCAUUACGUGGGUCAUUGCACGUAUCGCAGCAGUUUUGAGGUGAAAUGUCCACUGGGUGGCGCUAAAAGAGAGUUAAAUGUUUUCCCAAACAGAUGAGGUUUUUAAGGUUAAUGCUCUAUUUAGUUUUAACUCAACAAAACCGAUGUCCAUACCCUAAACCUUAAACCUAAACCUAACCGAUAGUGUCAGGAAAAAGCAAAUGUAAAAAAAAGACGCAAUUGCUGAAGCAACCACAUCAUUUUGUGGUUAUUAUGACACUUUCCGCUCACGUGUCGACUCACAUGCUCUUCAGGACUUGUACCCCGGUCCUUUGCCUCGCAUUCGCAAGUGCAACACUCUUUCAGUUGAGCUACUGCAAAAUUGAUCGCACUCGAACAAGCUUGUACAUGAGUUGGUUAUGUUAAACAAACGUUUAAAUGUAUCGCCUUAUAAAUCGUGCGCUAUAAUAUAAAUGUUUAGACGUCAUAAGAUGGAACUGUGUGAGGAACAGGGCGAAAAGUAAGUAUUCAUCAACUGAUAAUCUGCCUUUUUUCUCGUGAUUCGUGUGAAAGGAAACAAAAGUCGUUGUUUUACCGCCUCUAGAGUUUAUUUCACCAGGAAACUGACGUGAUGCAUACAAGCCAUGUAAAAAUAAUUUUGCAAAAAUGUAAGUAACGUGAUUUUAUGAGACCCAUUUGUUAUUUGCAUGCACAGUCUGCAUUGUUUUAGCACCCUAAAGGUUUUGCAGAAUUAAUUAUGCAAAUCAAGUAACGGCACAAACACAGGCAAAAAAAGUGCGGCAUGCAAUUUCCGCAGCACAAUCCCACAUUUUACACUAGAAAAGUAAACAAACGUCUGUUUUAAACAAAAUGUUGUGUACCGUCUGCUUGCAGUGGGCGAUAAUAGCGCAACGUUAAUUGUUACAGGCAAAUAGUGCAAAAAGAUAAUGGCUUAAUUGAAAUACUUACGACACCAGUGCAGAUAGGGUUUUAUGUUAAAAUACCACAGCAACCAUUUAGUGAAUUCGCCUCAAAAACGAUACACUUUUGUAUUUUUUCUUCAUAAAUUCCAUAAAAAAAGCUUUACACUAAAAUGUAUAAGACCAUAACGAUAAUACUUGAUCAAAUUGGAACUGAUGUAGAAUUACUCUGAAGCAACUGAAAUAAUUUAUUAUGAUGCAAUCGACCCUUACAAUCUUUCAAUUUCAGCUAUAACGUUUUCUGUUUCUCAUGACUAAAUUUUAUGGGCUAUAAUUAUGUUCAAUGAACUGUGUGAUUUGCAUAAAAGGGAGGGGCUGGACUAAAUUAGCAUAUGAGGUGUGGCUCAAGCACAGCGCACAUAUAGAAGUGCCCGAGUUUACCUCAGGACGCUCGACAUGCAUUGAAAUUCCUAAUUUAUAGUUUUUAUGAAUGUUUCACUACCAAAAGGAAACAAUAAAUAUGUGUUCCCUUCUCUUUUUUUUUACCUGGCCAAAAAUGGUUUCGGGGAACAAGACACAAACACACCAAUAUGAACUGGUUUUUAUAUUUAUGGAAAUGAACAGAAAAAAAGCAGGAUUUGUCUUCUGUAUUUUGAUAUCAUACCAGUACCAGCUUUCAUUUGUAAAGCAGUUUAUGUGAUGUGUGGGAACUGAGGAGAGAGACGAGUGUAUCCAGUUUAUGAGAUUGAUGUAAUAAAUGCAAAUAGAAGAUAAACUAUUAAAGAAACAUAUUUUCUAAUUUUUGCAGUGCA
Myxocyprinus asiaticus (Chinese sucker) is the source of this 10654-nucleotide messenger RNA. RefSeq names its product polypyrimidine tract-binding protein 3-like. Gene Ontology annotation, biological process: mRNA processing; regulation of RNA splicing. Gene Ontology annotation, molecular function: mRNA binding. The transcript has 15 exons. The record is from RefSeq and is a predicted model, not a curated record. Bases 166 to 1860 code for a protein of 564 amino acids. Gene Ontology annotation, cellular component: nucleus. NCBI's taxonomy places the organism in Eukaryota, Metazoa, Chordata, Actinopteri, Cypriniformes, Catostomidae.